CUGACUGAGGAGAUGUUUUUGACCAUGACAAUUCUAUUUUUGCUAGGCUGUUUUUUGCCUCUACUUUCUGCAACAGUUGUUCUAGAUUUUAAUCACAUUGAGAGAUGUAAGGAUUCCCUGUACAUGGGGACCCCACCGAGGGGCUUCACCGACAACAACCUGAAGAGGAUCUGCCAACGUUACUCCGACAGACCUCGCUAUGUGACCCUGUACGACCCCCAGAAGAGGAUUCCCGUUUACUCAGCUUAUACGUUCAAGAAAACAGAGGGAGACAGGCGCGUGGACUACCCAUGGAUGUUUGAGCCACAGCUGGCAGAAACUGACGGGAAUGGAAACAUGCAGCCCUUCCCCACCGGCUACCUGCACAUGAAGUUCGAGGACAGCCAGGCCGUCCUGGACGACUACUCUGACGUGGUCCUGUACGAGAGGGGUCACCUGAACCCGGACCAGCACCAGUCCACGCCACACGACCGGGCCGCCACCUACACUCUGACCAACGUGGUCCCGCAGAUCCGAGAGUUCAACAUCGGGCCAUGGCGCCAGUACGAGGAGCGGAUCAGACUUCGCCUCAACAACUUCUGCCGCGGCGUGGCCUACAUCGUGACCGGAGUGACCACCAGGGGCAACAUGAUCCGCAGGAACAACCAGGACCGGGUGGCCAUCCCUGAAGAUGUGUGGUCCGCCUACUGCUGCCCAGACUACGACCGCAACUCCCCGAGUGAUGUCCGCAUUCGCUUCCCCACCUACGGGGUCCUGGCCAAGAAUGUCAAAGACGGAAACAGCGUCCACGAGAUGCCGCUCAUGGAACUUGAGAACUUCCUGAAAAGUAAUUUGGAUGUUGACCAGAACCUCCAGAUCUUCUAUGACAACUGCAUCUCCCCUUCACCCCUCCCUCUGUACCUGCAACACACUAUUUAAAAGCUCUAUGGGUUGGGUUGGAUCAAUUACACAGAAAAAACACAAACUCUGACUUUAAUUAAAUGUAGUGCGUCAACACAUUUCAAAUAAAUGUUUUAGGUUAGUUGAAAGCAAUAAUAUUAAGUUUUAAUACUAAAUAGAUUCAACUUAAUAUUAUUGCUUUCAACUAACCUAAUACAGUUAUGUGAAAUCUGUUGACAUAAUUAAUUUGAAUAAAGUCAACAUUUCAGUUUUUUCAGUGUGCAGAAAAUUGUCAUAAUUCACAGUAAAGUUAAUUCAAAAUUCCUCUUGCAGCUUAGUUAUUCUUUUGGGGAAAAACGUUUUUGAAUAACUGUUUCCUUUCAUCAUCUGUUAUUUGACCAACAAAUGAUAAAGCAACGCAUGUUACAGGAGAGCUGCUUUGUUGGGAGAGGGAAUAAAAUGUGUGGAAAGCUAUUCAAAUUGUCUCCUUUAAUAAAGUAUAGUUCAUUCACGCGA
Molecule: messenger RNA, 1395 nt
Organism: Gymnodraco acuticeps
Lineage: Eukaryota; Metazoa; Chordata; Actinopteri; Perciformes; Bathydraconidae
Product: endonuclease domain-containing 1 protein
Exons: 2
Coding region: 13-918 (301 amino acids)
Molecular function (GO): hydrolase activity; metal ion binding; nucleic acid binding
Source: RefSeq, a predicted model, not a curated record